AGGACGAUGAUGAUGUUUUUUGUAGAGCUAUUACAUUGUAUUCAUGAAAAUUGUGAGCAAAAUGAAUCAGAUGAUAAUGAAAAUUAUGAUAUUGAUCGACGGUCACUCUGCUCUGAACAAAAGGGCAGGAGCCCCUGCCUCAAAGAAACGAAAGUCUCUAGAUCUAGAAAGUGGAGAAGAACGUUGAAAACAAAUGAGAACACUGCCACACCUUGCUCAGAUUGGGUGGAGAUUUUAGAACAAGAAAAUAGGAGCGUAAGUCCUCCAGCUUUGAACUCAAACUUAGAAGGUUUACUUUUGACAGAGGCAUGUAAUCUCGACGAGUCAGAUACAGAAAGUUCUAGCAAUGUCACUGGUAGUAGAUCAG
Scutellospora calospora is the source of this 367-nucleotide messenger RNA. Lineage: Eukaryota; Fungi; Glomeromycota; Glomeromycetes; Diversisporales; Gigasporaceae. The record is from the annotation of a GenBank genome assembly.